Molecule: messenger RNA, 924 nt
Organism: Aspergillus nomiae NRRL 13137
Lineage: Eukaryota; Fungi; Ascomycota; Eurotiomycetes; Eurotiales; Aspergillaceae
Product: class I SAM-dependent methyltransferase
Exons: 1
Coding region: 1-924 (307 amino acids)
Source: RefSeq, a predicted model, not a curated record
AUGAGCGACAGCAAAGGAUGCAGAAGCAAUUCCGACGACUCUGCUUAUUUGGCCGAAUACUAUGAUCUACAGGUCAAGGCAGAUGUCACGACCUUGAACGCCCAAGGUGAUGCCAAAGUUUAUCUAUCGGCCCUGAAGAGGCAGAUGGAAUCGUACUACCCUCUUGACCACCACGGUGAACACCUUGUCGUCCUGGACGUCGGCACAGGUACCGGACGUGUGCUGGCCAAUCUCGCCACAGAUGCCGUUCGGGAGAGCAUUCCUCUAUCUAAUGUCGAAUUUAUCGGGGUUGACAAGGAGCCUUCGAUGAUCCAUCGUGCAUUAGCUGUACAGCGGGAGACGCCGAGUAUGUCGCACAUCGGUCGCAUUGAUUGGCUUGUCGGAGGCGUCCUCCAUUUGUUAUCAGCAGAGCUGCUUGAAACCCACAUCAAUCAGGUUGAUCUCCUGCUGUCCGCGUCUGGCGGCGUCAAUCUUCUUUUCAGGGCUGGUGAGCUCGUGAGAUUUUUCGCUCAGGCUGCUGCGCUACUUCGGCCGCGAUCAGGACGUUUCUAUCUAUCUGUAAAGAAAGAUCUACUAUUAACGAAAUCUACCACAAAGCCAAUGAACGAAAAUACGACAGAUACGGGGUCGUGCGAGCGACAUGAAUUCCCGAGUGAGCUCCAUGAAGGUAUUAUCUACAGGCAACUGCCGAUUGAAAGUCCAGUCUUAGACGGUAUUAUUAAGAGGACUCUCUACCAGUUGCAGGUGAUCAAGCGGACUGAUGCCGGCCGUGAAGAGAUUGUUGAAGAAAGCCAUAUCGAAUGCGUGCAAAGGAUUUGGAAAGAGUCGGAGCUUUUAGAGUGCUUUAAGGAGGCGGGGCUGGAGUGUGUCGGAAUCAUCCAUGCUUCACACGAGACAUACUAUGUUUUGAAGCAGACUGAAUGA